GUCGCUGCCCAUGGCCAUGUCCAUCAGCCACCGCGGCACCGGCGUCGCCCUCAGCCUCGGUGUAUCCCCGUUUGUUUCCCAGGUGUAUCCCCGUUCCCCAGGUGUAUCCCCGUUUGUUUCCCAGGUGUAUCCCUGUUUCCCAGGUGUAUCCCUGUUUGUUUCCCAGGUGUAUCCCCGUUUGUUCCCCAGGUGUAUCCCCGUUUGUUUCCCAGGUGUAUCCCCGUUCCCCAGGUGUAUCCCCGUUUGUUUCCCAGGUGUAUCCCUGUUUCCCAGGUGUAUCCCCGUUCCCCAGGUGUAUCCCCGUUUGUUUCCCAGGUGUAUCCCCGUUUGUUUCCCAGGUGUGUCCCUGUUCUCCCUGGCCUCUCUCCUGCUCCCGGAGCACUUCCCGCAUUACCUGGCUCAGGUGCGUGCCCUGAGCCUGGGCCCCGCCCUCGUCUGCUCGGCCAAGUUCCUGCUGGCCCUGCCCGUGUCCUACCACACCUGGAACGGGAUCCGGCACCUGGCCUGGGACCUGGGCAAGGGGCUGCGCCUGCCGCAGGUGACCCAGUCGGGGCUGCUGGUGCUGGCCCUGACCCUGCUCUCCUCCGCCGGCCUGGCCGCGCUGUGACAAUUCCCGGAAUUCCGGCCAUUCCCGCCCACUCUCGGGGAAGGUGACGCUUCCCCCCCUCCCCAAAAUCCCGGGAUGAGCAGAGCUGCCCCUCCUGCCCCACCCCCCCCCCCCCCCCCCCCGCAGCAGCGCUCCGUGUCCCCCGGUGUCCCCCGGUGUCCCCCGGUGUCCCCGAGGCCGGGACAAUGCGGGAUCUGUGUCCCCACGAGUGGGAUUGGGAACGGGGCGGCCGCGUGUGGGAUCGCAGCGGGACAAGGAGCUCCAUUGAGGCAGCGCCCCACGGGGUGGGGGGGGGUGACAGGUGACAUCUCGCUGCCACCCCGCUGCCACCCCGCUGCCACCCCGCUGCCACCGCUCGGGGUCCUCAAUCCCGUGGGAAUCCCGUGACUCAGCCCAAUUUUGGGGGGGGGAAAUCCCCGGUUUUGCGGGUUUUCCCGGCGGGGAGGGGUUUGUCACCUCAGGUGUUGUCACCUGUCCCCUGGGGAAUAAAGCAGCUCUGAUCCUCCA
This is a messenger RNA of Vidua chalybeata, 1114 nucleotides long. RefSeq names its product succinate dehydrogenase complex subunit C (gene SDHC). NCBI's taxonomy places the organism in Eukaryota, Metazoa, Chordata, Aves, Passeriformes, Viduidae. Gene Ontology annotation, molecular function: succinate dehydrogenase activity; electron transfer activity. Bases 11 to 607 code for a protein of 198 amino acids. Gene Ontology annotation, biological process: mitochondrial electron transport, succinate to ubiquinone; tricarboxylic acid cycle. Gene Ontology annotation, cellular component: membrane. The transcript is spliced from 5 exons. The record is from RefSeq and is a predicted model, not a curated record.